Trematosphaeria pertusa is the source of this 1710-nucleotide messenger RNA. RefSeq lists its product as uncharacterized. NCBI's taxonomy places the organism in Eukaryota, Fungi, Ascomycota, Dothideomycetes, Pleosporales, Trematosphaeriaceae. The record is from RefSeq and is a predicted model, not a curated record. Gene Ontology annotation, molecular function: snoRNA binding. Bases 5 to 1534 code for a protein of 509 amino acids. Gene Ontology annotation, biological process: rRNA processing. The transcript has a single exon.
CGUCAUGUUUGCGCGAGUCUUUAACGCCACCAGAAAAGUCCUCAGUCGCUCGCCGUCGGUACAGAGCAGGGUAGAAGACACAAGAGAAACCACACCACGAAGUUACGAGCACGAGCCUGAGCCAAAGGUCGGGAUGGUCACAACGCGAAGAGGAAGGGAGACGAGCACUCCAGUGAAGAAUGCACCGCGAAGGUCCACCAGAAAAGGAACAGGAAAGCGACAAUUGGAUGUGGAUGAGACACCUACGUCUAGUAAGAGGAGGAGACACUUGGUAGAGAAUGAGGACGAGGCUCCAAAAGAGGCAGAAGAUGCCCAGGUGCAGGAUGACGAGCCUGUGGAAGAGCCGGAUAACCAGGUCUUUGAUACGAUUGCGGUUGCCGUUCCAAUAAGAGCAAAAGAAAAUAGUGAUAGCCCGAAUGACGAGGCGGAGACACCGACCAGCCAUCGGGCAAGUCCAAAGAUCACUGUGGAAUCCAGGUCUGUGGAUGCGGCUCCAGAAGCGACGGAAGAGAAUGAAGGCCCUUCGACUCCCAAGGACGCUGGUAAGGUCCAAGCGCGGACGUCAGCGGGUAGUAAAGAAAAGCGUGAUAGGAACGCGACGAAACAUACGUCGCGUGACUCGCUCCCUCUAGAGCCUAAAAGGUCUGAACCCAAAUAUCCCGAUGAGGUUCCUUCAUCGACCUGGGAGAGCGACGAGGCCUCCAUCACCAUGCAAGAUUCCGCCCCUGCCCCCGAACCUGAGUCGCGGAAGACACAUAUGCGAUUUGGUAGCGAAGAGCCAACAGACAGUCCAGAUGCUGUUAAGAUGAAUAAGCAAGGCCACGCCCGAUAUGAAGCUUUCGAAGCCCUGCAGGCGGACGCGUUGAUGGAAGGCGAGGACGAUGCCAGUGGAAGCGAUUCCGAUGAAGCGCCCGAGAUGGUCACCACCGCUACUGCAGCUUCAAAGGCAAUAGCCACUGAGAAGGAAGCUGCCCGCGCUCACAGAGCCCAGCAAGAAAAGGAACAACUAAAGAGACAGCAGCGCGCACAGCGGAUCGCAGAGGAGCAAGCAGAGAAGCGAAAGCGAGAAGAGAAGGAAGCGAGAAGACUCCAGAAGACCCAAGCCAAGCCGCAACGCGUCGCAUCUCCUCUGUCGACAUCCCUAGACGUCGACAUCAACAACCUCCCCGCCCUCCUCCCGGACUCCAUCCUCGAAGCCGCGGGCGACAAGCGUCCACCCACCCCGCCUCCCGUACGUCAGGGAAAGACUGCCGAAGAAAUACGGCAAGAGAAGUUGAACCGGCACAUUAAGUUCCUGGAGCGCGGCGAGAAACCUAUCAAGGAUGUGAAGAAGGGAUCAGUCAAUGUCUCUGUGUUGGCCCAGCAGAAUUUGGCGUUGGCACCGAAAGUAAACCAGAAUACGAAGAAUAUCCGGGAGCAUUGGUUGAAGGGGAGGCGGGCGGAGAAAAGGGAUAAGAAGGGGAGGCCGAAGGUAGAGAAUACGAGGAUGGAGAGAAAGACGAUCAGUCGUGGCUUCUUGAGGGACGAGGAUUAGCAGGCAGUGUAAUAGACACGCCUGUGCAUGACCUAUAUGUCGGGGAUGGCUAUAGGGAGCCGGCCGCGUACUGCGACGUGCUACAUUGUAUUGUAGUGGCGAUACCUUUGGCACUCCGGAUCCCUCGACGGCGGCAUAUCAACACUGAAUCAAAGCAUUGCCUUAGUCAAAUCAUG